Messenger RNA from Theobroma cacao (cacao), 2941 nucleotides. RefSeq names its product Tetratricopeptide repeat (TPR)-like superfamily protein (gene CSTF77). Lineage: Eukaryota; Viridiplantae; Streptophyta; Magnoliopsida; Malvales; Malvaceae. Gene Ontology annotation, biological process: mRNA 3'-end processing. Gene Ontology annotation, molecular function: protein binding; mRNA binding. Gene Ontology annotation, cellular component: nucleus. The record is from RefSeq and is a predicted model, not a curated record.
UCUCUCUUUCUCCACUGUACCUCCUCUCCUUCUCUUCCUUUCCCCCCUCGGCGGCGCAUGCGGUGUCAGAAUACCGGACAGAACGCCCCCUCCAUCCCCCGUUUUCCGUCCUCUGUUCCUUCCUCCCCGUUUUCUUCAAGUUUUAAAUUACUCUGUUCACAGAUUCCCUUUUUUUCUUUCAUUUUCGGGUUACGACUUACUACCGAAGUCCCCAAAUUUGAGCGAGCAUUAAAACCCAUACUGCCGAUGCCCUGAUUGAUUCCCAUGGCGGCCGUUGACAAAUACAACGUCGAGUCGGCUGAAAUUCUCGCCAACAGUGCCUUGCAUUUGCCAAUUACACAGGCUGCCCCAAUUUAUGAGCAACUCUUGUCAAUUUUUCCCACCGCUGCAAAAUAUUGGAGGCAAUAUGUGGAGGCUCAGAUGGCGGUGAGCAACGAUGAUGCUACCAAACAAAUAUUUAGUCGCUGUUUAUUGAAUUGUCUUCAAAUUCCUCUUUGGCGCUGUUAUAUUCGAUUCAUCCGGAAGGUCAACGACAAGAAAGGUGUAGAGGGUCAGGAAGAGACUAGAAAGGCAUUUGAUUUUAUGCUUGGCUAUGUUGGUGCUGACAUAGGAUCUGGACCUGUGUGGAUGGAGUACAUUGCAUUUUUGAAAUCACUGCCGCACAAGAUGGUUUUGCAGGCUGCAAACACUCAGGAAGAGUCACAACGGAUGACUGCAGUGCGGAAAGCUUACCAGAAAGCUAUUGUUACUCCAACUCAUCACGUUGAACAGCUAUGGAAGGAUUAUGAAAAUUUUGAAAAUUCUGUCAGCCGCCAACUGGCUAAAGGACUUCUCUCUGAAUAUCAACCAAAAUAUAACAGUGCAAGGGCUGUGUAUAGGGAACGGAAGAAAUAUGUGGAUGAAAUUGAUUGGAAUAUGCUUGCUGUACCACCAACCGACUCUUGCAAGGAAGAAAUGCAAUGGAUGACAUGGAAGAGGCUUUUAGCCUUUGAGAAAGGAAAUCCUCAAAGGAUAGAUAGUGCCUCCUCCAACAAGCGAAUUAUAUUCACUUAUGAACAGUGUCUAAUGUAUUUAUACCAUUAUCCUGAUAUAUGGUAUGAUUAUGCUACAUGGCACGCAAAAAGUGGCUCCAUGGAUGCUGCGACCAAGGUGUUUCAGCGAGCCUUGAAGGCUCUUCCUGAUUCAGAAAUGCUAAAUUAUGCAUAUGCAGAGCUAGAGGAAUCCCGUGGAGCAAUCCAAUCUGCAAAGAAAUUAUAUGAAAGCCUUUUGGGGAAUGGUGCUGACACUACAGCACUAGCACAUAUACAAUUUAUCCGCUUUAUAAGAAGGACUGAAGGUGUUGAAGCAGCUCGCAAGUAUUUCUUAGAUGCUCGUAAAACCCCUACUUGCACGUAUCAUGUUUAUGUUGCUUAUGCUUUGAUGGCUUUUUGUCUUGACAAGGACCCAAAGGUUGCUCACAAUGUUUUUGAAGCAGGAUUGAAACAUUUUAUGCAUGAGCCUGCAUACAUCCUAGAAUAUGCAGAUUUUUUGUCUUGUUUGAAUGAUGACAGAAACAUCCGGGCAUUAUUUGAGCGAGCAUUAAGCUCACUACCACAAGAAGAAUCUAUUGAGGUCUGGAAACAAUUCACCCAGUUUGAGCAAACUUAUGGUGAUCUAGCUAGCAUGUUGAAGGUUGAGCAAAGACGGAAGGAAGCUCUUUCUGGCAAAAGUGAAGAGGCUGCUUCUGUGUUGGAGAGUUCUCUACAAGAUGUUGUAGCACGCUACAGUUUCAAGGAUCUCUGGCCCUGUACUUCCAAGGAUCUUGACCAUUUGUCCCGACAAGAGUGGCUCGCUAAAAACAUUGGUAAGAAAGUGGAAAAGUCAGCUUUCUCUAAUGGAUCUGCGACAAUAGAUAAGAAUCCAUCCGCACCAACAAGCAAUUCAACUGCUUCUGUUAAAGUCCUUUAUCCAGAUAUAUCUCAGAUGGUGGUUUAUGAUCCAAGGCAACAUUCUGGAACUGCAGCUCCUCCAAACACAACAGCUCCUGCAAUUCUUGCUGCUUCCAACCCCUUGUCAAAUCCCACAAUUUCUGCAGUAGACAGUGGAUCUGCCAAUGCAUUUGAUGAAGUACUGAAAGCAACACCACCUGCUUUGGUGGCAUUUCUGACAAACUUGCCUGCUCUUGAAGGUCCGAUACCAAAUGUAGACAUUGUAUUGUCCAUAUGUUUGCAGAGUAACUUACCAACUGGUCAAACUAAGAAGUUAACUGCCCUCCCAUCUCAAAGGACUACAGGUCCUGCUCCUAGCACAAGUGAUCUUUCUGGUUCAAGCAAGUCCCAUCCCAUCCCUAGUAGCUCAUCUUUCAGACCAAGGGACAGGCAUCUUGGAAAAAGAAAGGAUCUAGACAGUAAGUUUCCUGCCGUAUUCAUGGGGCAAGAGGAGGAUGAAACUACAACAGUUCAAAGCCAACCACUGCCAAGAGACGUUUUCAGGAUACGGCAAAUUCAGAAGGCUCGAGGAGGUUCUGCUUCACAGACUGGAUCAGUAUCUUAUGGAAGUGCUCUUUCUGGGGAUCUCUCCGGCAGUACUUACUAAUGUGUUCUUGGCUUUUUUGAGAAAUGUCUGGUCUCAAACCUGACUCAACAAUGGUAGAGGGAGGGCACAACCUGAUGCAGAUCCCAAAGAUUACAGCACAGUAAUUGUCAUUGCAGAUUGCUAACAAGAUUGAUCUUGAUGAAGCUAAGUCAGUCAGCAACCAUCAAACACAAACAAGAGUUCAGAUAGCAAUGGCAGCAGAUCCGAUUAAAGAAUAUUAUAUCUUCAGCUAAAUUCAGAAGCUUAUCCUAGCUGUGCCAAGUUGAAUUUUAAAUUUGUAAGCUUGUAUUAUCAUAAUUGUUCUUGUUAUUAUAAAUUCAUUACAAAGGCAAUGCAAUACUCACGGCAUUUUUCAGCCUUGUUUAAA